GGGCUCAGAUGUGGUUAUCGUCCUUAGAAACCAUAUUCCGUUACAUGAAAUGCCCUGAGGAUCAGAAGGUUCAGUGUGCUGUUUUUAUGUUGACUGACAGAGGUACUGCAUGGUGGGAGACCACAGAGAGGAUGCUAGGUGGUGAUGUGAGUCAGAUCACGUGGCAGCAGUUCAAGGAGAGUUUCUAUGCGAAAUUCUUCUCUGCCAGUUUGAGAGAUGCCAAGCGGCAGGAGUUCCUGAACUUAGAGCAGGGUGACAUGACCGUGGAGCAGUACGAUGCGGAGUUCGACAUGUUAUCCCGCUUCGCUCCCGAGAUGAUAGCGACCGAGGCGGCCAGAGCUGACAAGUUUGUUAGAGGCCUCAGACUGGACAUUCAGGGUUUGGUCCGAGCUUUCAGACCUGCUACUCAUGCCGAUGCACUGCGCCUGGCAGUGGAUCUCAGUUUACAGGAGAGGGCCAACUCGUCUAAGACCGCUGGUAGAGGUUCGACGUCUGGACAGAAGAGGAAGGCUGAGCAGCAGCCUGUUCCAGUGCCACAGCGGAAUUUCAGACCCGGUGGUGAGUUUCGCAGCUUCCAGCAGAAACCUUUUGAGACAGGAGAGGCGGCCAGAGGAAAGCCGUUGUGUACCACUUGUGGGAAGCACCAUCUGGGCCGUUGCUUAUUCGGGACCAGGACCUGCUUUAAGUGCAGGCAAGAGGGUCAUACAGCUGAUAGAUGCCCGUUGAGAGUCACGGGGAUCGCGCAGAAUCAGGGAGCAGUAUAG
Molecule: messenger RNA, 764 nt
Organism: Cucumis melo (muskmelon)
Lineage: Eukaryota; Viridiplantae; Streptophyta; Magnoliopsida; Cucurbitales; Cucurbitaceae
Exons: 2
Coding region: 9-764 (251 amino acids)
Molecular function (GO): nucleic acid binding; zinc ion binding
Source: RefSeq, a predicted model, not a curated record